AUGAAGGAUUAUGGUUUCAAACAAUCUCAAGCCAACCAUACUCUAUUUAUUAAGCGUGGUGGUGACAAGAUUACUAUGUUAAUUAUGUGUGUGGAUGACAUGGUGGCUAUAGGAAAUGAUGCAAGUGAGAUUGAGGAACUCCAGAGUUACUUGGCUAAGGAGUUCGAGAUGAAGGAUUUGUGA
Molecule: messenger RNA, 183 nt
Organism: Prunus armeniaca (apricot)
Lineage: Eukaryota; Viridiplantae; Streptophyta; Magnoliopsida; Rosales; Rosaceae
Source: the annotation of a GenBank genome assembly